AUGACGUCACGGUCGAAGGAAAAGGUAGCGGCAGCUUUUCGGAAACUAUUCCGAUCACCUGAGAAGCUUGACAACGAUGGAGCCGGUCCGAGCGGAUCUCCAGCCAGGCGCGGCCUAUUUCGUCGACAUAGAGAUGGUGUCAGUCCAGCAGAAACAGCUGCAAGCUUACCAGCGAGCCCAGCAGCUUCUACAUUGGCUAAGAAGAAAGCCGGAGGUGCCAACGACGUAAGAGAAAGAGCAGCAGCUGUACGAACGCGCCGACUUAUGAAAGAACUAAAAGAAAUCCAGCGGUCACAAGAUCAUAGACCAGAUCCUGUUUUUACAGUAGAGCUCGUGAAUGACAAUUUGUUCGAGUGGCACGUCCGGUUGCACCAGAUUGAUCCUGAGAGCGACUUGGCAUCCGAUCUGCGUGAGCUAAACAUUCCAAACAUUUUGCUGCAUCUAAUCUUCCCUGAGAAUUUCCCCUUUGCACCACCGUUCAUGCGGGUCAUUGAACCAAGAAUAGAAAAAGGAUUUGUAAUGGAAGGUGGAGCAAUUUGUAUGGAGUUACUGACACCACGGGGCUGGGCAUCGGCAUAUACGGUUGAAGCGGUAGUAAUGCAAUUUGCCGCGUCUGUCGUCAAAGGGCAAGGGCGAGUCGUGCGCGCGCCCCCGCGCUCCUCGCGCGAGUUUUCGCGCAGGCGCGCUGAAGAGGCGUUCCGCUCGCUUGUCAAGACACACGAUAAAUACGGUUGGGUUACACCGGCUCUAUCCGAUGGUUGAAAAUUGACUAGGUACUGACAUUCAGCAACUUUUCAGAUUGGAUCUCUUAUAGAUAAUUAUAUUGAUUAAUGAUAA
Melitaea cinxia (Glanville fritillary) is the source of this 837-nucleotide messenger RNA. RefSeq names its product ubiquitin-conjugating enzyme E2Q-like protein CG4502. The record is from RefSeq and is a predicted model, not a curated record. The transcript has 5 exons. NCBI's taxonomy places the organism in Eukaryota, Metazoa, Arthropoda, Insecta, Lepidoptera, Nymphalidae. The coding region runs from base 1 to 762 and encodes 253 amino acids.